Dipodomys spectabilis (banner-tailed kangaroo rat) is the source of this 2259-nucleotide messenger RNA. RefSeq names its product cyclin L2 (gene Ccnl2). NCBI's taxonomy places the organism in Eukaryota, Metazoa, Chordata, Mammalia, Rodentia, Heteromyidae. The coding region runs from base 16 to 1602 and encodes 528 amino acids. Gene Ontology annotation, molecular function: cyclin-dependent protein serine/threonine kinase regulator activity. Gene Ontology annotation, cellular component: nucleus. The record is from RefSeq and is a predicted model, not a curated record. The transcript is spliced from 11 exons. Gene Ontology annotation, biological process: regulation of transcription by RNA polymerase II.
AGUCAGCGGCACAAAAUGGCGGCGGCGGCGGCGGCGACCGGGGCUCCGGGGUCGGCGGUCCCCGCGGCGGCGGCCGGCGCCUCGGGCUCCGGGGUCGCCGCGCCCGGCUCGCAGGGAGUGCUGAUCGGGGACAAGCUGUACUCCGGGGUGCUCAUCACCUUGGAGAACUGUCUGCUGCCCGACGACAAGCUCCGCUUCACGCCGUCCAUGUCGAGCGGCCUCGACACCGACACGGAGACCGGCCUGCGUGUGGUGGGCUGCGAGCUCAUCCAGGCGGCCGGCAUCCUGCUCCGCCUGCCUCAGGUGGCCAUGGCUACCGGUCAGGUGUUGUUCCAGCGGUUCUUUUACACCAAGUCCUUCGUGAAACACUCCAUGGAGCACGUAUCCAUGGCCUGUGUACAUCUGGCUUCUAAAAUAGAAGAGGCUCCAAGACGAAUCAGGGAUGUCAUCAAUGUGUUUCAUCGCCUUCGACACCUGAGAGAGAAAAAGAAACCUGUGCCUCUACUGCUGGAUCAAGAGUAUGUUAACUUAAAGAACCAGAUCAUAAAAGCAGAGAGACGAGUCCUCAAGGAGCUCGGCUUCUGCGUCCAUGUGAAGCACCCUCACAAGAUAAUCGUUAUGUAUCUUCAGGUGUUAGAGUGUGAGCGUAAUCAGCACCUGGUCCAGACCGCAUGGAACUACAUGAACGACAGCCUCCGCACUGAUGUCUUUGUGCGGUUCCAGCCCGAGAGCAUUGCGUGUGCAUGCAUCUACCUCGCUGCCCGGACACUAGAGAUUCCUUUGCCCAACCGACCACAUUGGUUUCUCUUGUUUGGAGCAACUGAAGAAGAAAUUCAAGAAAUCUGCUUAAAAAUCCUGCAGCUUUAUACUAGGAAAAAGGUUGAUUUAACACACUUGGAAGGUGAAGUGGAAAAGAGAAGACAUGCCAUGGAAGAGGCAAAGGCACGAGCCAGGGGACUGUUACCUGGGGGUGCUCCGGUGCUGGACGGGACCUCCGGGCUUUCCCCUGCCCCCAGGCUGGUGGAAUCCCCCAAAGAAGGUAAAGGAAGCAAGUCUUCCCCACUCUCUGUGAAGAAUGCCAAGAGGAAAGUGGAGGGCACGAAGAAAGCCAAGGCCGACAGCCCUGUGAAUGGCUUGCCAAAAGGGCGGGAGAGUCGAAGUGGCAGCAGGAGCCGCGAGCAGAGCUACUCGAGGUCCCCUUCGCAGUCCGCUUCUCCUAAGAGGAGGUGUGUGCCUGGGACUCACCGGAAAAGCGACAGUGGCUCUACCUCUGGAGGGUCCAAGUCACAAAGCCGUUCUCGGAGCCGCAGCGACUCCCCACCAAGGCAGGCACACCGUGGUGCUCCCUAUAAAGGCUCUGAGGUGAGGGGCUCCCGGAAACCCAAGGACUGCAAGUACCCUGCCCAGAAGCCACACAGGUCUCGAAGCCGGAGCUCAUCCCGUUCUCGGAGCCGGUCACGGGAGCGGGUGGAUAAUUCUGGAAAAUACAAGAAGAAAAGUCAUUAUUACAGAGAUCAGCAGCGGGAGCGUUCGGGGUCAUACGAGCGCACAGGUCAUCGCUAUGAACGGGACCAGCCUGGGCACAGCAGGCACCGGAGGUGAGGUAGAGACCCUGGGGGGCCACCUUUGGACCCACCCCUUCUGGCAAACCGUAGCUCACGUGGCCCCUAGCACACUGCUUUUCCAGAAGUGCUUUUGACUGAACCUCAAGGUGGAUUUGGAAAUGCAAUUGAGGGGAUGACAGCAAGCGCCCUUUGGGCUGGCCUGCGGCGUGGUGCCCAUCCGUGCCAGUGGAAAGCCCACCACAGCUGUGGGUGGCUUGAUGGAAAGGCAAAGACUCACAUCCCUGUCGGUGUGGCUUGGUGCUAUUGACAAGCUGUGUCUUCACUCCCAUACUGAUACUCAAUUACGUUAAGCCAAGAGAGAUGAUUUUUAGAAUCUUUGCCUAUAUUAGGUUGUACUUGUGUACAUAUUUUGCACUGUUUCACAAUGAGAAAAUGGCCUUAAUAGCCCCUUAUUCUCUAUCCGUGUUGUAAAUAAACAUGAGUUUAAUACAAGUGAAAGCUAUGUAUGAAAACCCAGAACUUCUGAGAACUUGUGUAGAGAAUUCUGAUUUUUUUAAAUGUGAAGGAAUUUAGGUGUGUGUUGAAAGUCAUAUAUUUUUAUCUGUGCAAUGCUGAGUGCAGGACACCAGCUCCUGGAGAAGUCUCCUAUAUAUGCAUUUCACGUGUUUGAAUAAAUGUAAUUCUCUUCUCAGGA